Hibiscus syriacus is the source of this 4087-nucleotide messenger RNA. RefSeq names its product TMV resistance protein N-like. The coding region runs from base 21 to 3320 and encodes 1099 amino acids. Lineage: Eukaryota; Viridiplantae; Streptophyta; Magnoliopsida; Malvales; Malvaceae. The transcript has 8 exons. Gene Ontology annotation, biological process: signal transduction; defense response. Gene Ontology annotation, molecular function: protein binding; ADP binding. The record is from RefSeq and is a predicted model, not a curated record.
CUUCCUUCUCAUAAUUCAUCAUGUUGUUGUUGCCUUCAUCUUCCUCAUCUAUACGGAGAAAGAAAUACGAUGUUUUCUUGAGUUUUAGAGGCGAAGACGCUCGCAAGAACUUUACGGAUCAUCUCUACGGUGCUCUGAGACGGAGCAGUAUUGUCACUUUCAGGAAUGAUCUUAAGCUGGAGGCCGGUGAGGAGAUCGCAUCGGAACUUUUUAAAGCCAUUCAACAAUCGUAUUGCUCGGUAAUCGUUUUAUCUGAAACCUAUGUCUCUUCCGGUUGGUGCUUGAAGGAGCUCGCCGAGAUUGUUAAACAAAAAAACGAGACGGGUCAUAAAAUAUUCCCAAUUUUCUACGAUGUGGAUCCAUCUUAUUUAAGGAAACAGAAAGAGAAAAUCGAAGAAGCAUUUGUUAAACACGCAGAAAGAUACAAGGAAGAUAAAAACAAGAUCUCAAGGUGGCGAAAUGCUUUGACUCAAGUAGCUAACAUCAAAGGAUGGCAUUUAAAUAACAGAAAUGAAUCGGAGUUUAUAGGCGACAUUGUUAGAAAAUUAUCAGCAAAAUUAUGUCAGACAUAUCCAAUUGUUCAUGAUGAAUUGGUUGGAAUUAGAUCACGCUUAGAAGAGUUGUAUUCGAAAAUAGAGAUCGGAGAAGAUGACGUCCGGAUUAUUGGAAUCUGUGGAAUGGGCGGCAUCGGUAAAACAACUCUGGCAAGAGUUGUUUACGAUCAAAUGUCAUCUCAUUUUGAAGGUAAGUGCUUCAUUGCUGAUGUACGAGAGGCUUCUGAUAAAUUCGGACUUGUUUCUCUACAAAAACAACUUCUUUCCCAGAUCUUGUUUGAUGAAGGUAUUGAAUUUUUCAAUGUUAUGGAAGGAAACGCCAAAAUUAGCCACAGAUUGUCUCACAAAAAGGUCCUUGUUGUUAUCGAUGAUGUCGAUAAUUUACAACACUUGAAAUGCUUGGUUGGAAGACAUGAUUGGUUCGGUUCAGGGAGCAGGAUCAUUGUAACAACAAGAGAUGAACAUUUGCUCCAAGCUUACCGAGUAGAUGAAGUGUAUAAACCUACAACAUUGAAUGACAAUGAUGCACUUCGGCUUUUCGAUCUGAAAGCUUUUGAUAGUGAGACAGUGCCAAAUGAUGUUUUCAUUGAGCUUUCUGAACAUGUUGUGAAAUACGCCGGUGGUCUCCCCUUAGCUGUUGAAGUUUUGGGUUCUUUUUUGUGCGGCAGAGAUGUAGCUCAGUGGAGAAGUGCAAUCCAAAGACUUGAAAAGGAUUCUAACAAAGAAAUUAUCGACAGGCUCCGAAUCAGCUUUGAUGGAUUGGAAGAAAGUGAGAAGAAUAUAUUUCUGGAUAUAGCAUGCUUCUUUAAUGGGGACGAGAAAGAUUUCGUGAUGAAAGUAUUGGAUGGUUGUGGUUUUUCCCCGGAUAUUGGAAUCGAUGUUCUCAUCAAGAAGUCUCUUCUAACCUUUAGUGAAAACAACAAAUUGUGGAUGCAUAACUUGCUACAAGAAAUGGGAAGAAAAAUUGUUCGGGAAAAAUCUAGUGAGGAACCUGGAAAACGUUGUAGAUUGUGGGAGGAAGAAGAUGUCUAUCAUGUGCUAACCAGAAACUCUGCUACCGAAGUGAUUGAAGGCAUGAUCAUUGACAAUAAGAGGGAACCGACCAAGAUGCUCAACUUGAAUGUUGAUGCCGUCUCGAAGAUGAAAAAAAUGAGAUUGCUCAAUGUCCUUUGCCUCUCAAAUUGUAAUGAACUCACAUAUCUUCCAGAUGAGCUACGGCUUUUAGAUUGGAUGGGAUAUCCUUUUAGAUUCUUACCUCCAAGCUUCCAACCAGACAACCUUGUUGCACUUCUGUUACCAUACAGCCACAUUGAACAACUAUGGAAGGCAAAUACACCCCUGUAUAAACUGAAAGUGCUCAACCUCAAAGGGUCCAAAAACCUUAUCAAGACACCGGACUUUACAACAUCCCCAAAUCUGGAAACUUUGAUAUUUGAGGGUUGUAUAAGGAUAGUAGAUGUUCAUCCAUCGAUUGGAAUUCUUUCGAAGCUUAAACAUUUGAAUUUAAGAUGUUGCAAAAGGCUUAGGAAUUUGCCGGUGAAUUUGCAGCAAGUAGAGUUGUUGGAAGAGCUUGACUUAAGUGAAACAGCCAUAGAAAAACCACCAUCCUUCAUUUUUCAACUUAAAAAUCUUAAAGUCUUGUCUUUGAAUAGGCUUAAGGGACCAUCAUCUAAGUUAGGACCAAAUCUACCGUCUCUUCUCCGCAUAUUCCAGGGAAGAAGGAUCGAGUCUGUGCCUCUGAUGUUACAUUCAUUGUCGGGUUUGAGUUCAUUAAGAGAGCUGAAAUUAAGGAACUGCAAUCUUCGUGAAGGAGAUAUUCCUAGUGAUAUUUCUUGUUUAUCCUAUCUGGAAAAACUUGAUCUUGGCGGUAACAAUUUCAUCACUGUACCUGUGUUUAUUAGUGGACUUUUGAGGCUUCAAUACCUUGGAUUGUCGAAUUGCAGGGAGCUUAAAUCGUUUCCUCAGCCUCUAAUAUAUCCAUCAAAUGUUUGCACUGCAGUGGCUUGGUAUCGGUUUAAUGGCCUUCAUUGCUACAGAUUGAUUGAGAAUAUCAAUGCAUUAAUGUUGCUGAAAAAACAUAUCAGGGAAAUUGCAUAUUCAAUAAAAGGUUUUGAUGUUGUUAUACCUGGGAGUGAAAUUCCCGAAUGGUUCAACCAUCAAACAGUUGACUCUUCAAUCAAGAUACCACUGCCUAACAAUAUUCGGAAUGGUAGUCGAUGGAUCGGAGUUGUUUUCUGCUGCAUUUUUGUUAAUGACGAUGCUUCGAGGGAUGAUGAGGAACUCACGUGGGAAGCUGUCAUCCGCCGUAGAAAUUCACAAGCUGGUGAUGGAUCUUUUUUUCAGGGUAGAAAUCAUCGACGUAUCACAAGGGGCGGCUGGAUUUUUAGUAAAGAACAUAUCCAGCCAAUAAUAAAGGACCACAUUUAUCUUACUUAUUUGUCUUAUGACUCGUUAUAUCCAUCUUACUUGGAGGAUACAUGUGGUGAAAGUGAAAUUCAAAAUUCACCUACAACAGAUUGCUCAAAUGAGAUAUUGGAUGAACUUGAAUUGUCAAUCACAUCCGAUGAUUGUGCCAAAUGUGUUAAGGUGAAGAAAUGGGGGGUUCGAGUAUUGUAUCAGAAAGAUUUGGAAGAUAACAAUGAUGGAUCAAUGGCUAAUUCUUCCCUUAAAAAGCGAAAAUGUAAUGCCUAUGAAGAGAUGGACCCCGGACCACAACCAAAAAGGAUGGAAAAGUUUCUCAAUUUUAUAACAGGGAAGAAGAAUUAAUAUGCAUACAUAUAUAAAAUUUUGCAUUGUCAUGAUGAAAUGCAGGUGCUAUCUAAAGUUGUGUGAUUUCCCAUUGAACUCUCUGGUUGAAGAAGAGGAUCACACAUUAAAAACUGCCUCUGAGAAAAAGGAAAUGGAGAAGCAAAGAGAGACUGGACGAGCUAAGAAAGUAUAUCAGCUUGUUUUGAUUAUUUUUGGUAAUAUCUCUUUGAAGAUUUUAGGAGGCAGAGGAGAAAAAUGUGGCUAUGUCGACCAAGUCCUGGAUAUUCGAAAGGCACUACUCAGAGCCCUGGGAGAGCUGUUUGAUCUGCAUUUACAAACAAAAGAGCUCUGUAUUUCUGAGAAGGCCUUUCGAGGCUAUCAGGGAGUUGCAAUUGGAUUACAGGCAUGGUUAAAAGGCCAAUUGUCUCCGUCUUAUCACCACGUUGUGAUGAAGGGAAACAAGGAUGAAGGAAAUAUUAUCAGCUUGAGACAAAGAUGUCUGGCACAAAAUUGGAUUGCACCAUGAAGAAGCAAUCUUUGUCGGAGCAGGUGCAACUGAAGUCGUGGCUACAACCGGAAUCAUGGACGGCAAGUUCUCGUCUGGUCGCGGUAAACUACAUUCAGGUGGAUUGCAUUUUCUUGGACUUUGCUCGAGUCUCGUUUUUGAAGCCAAGCUGAAAGAGUUAACAUCUUUGUUCAUCAAACUUCAGGGAUAUUAUAUAUUUAUAUGUCCUCCACACAGGGAACUAAUUAGAAUUAGGGUAAAGUACUCAAAUGGUCCCUUG